AUGGCCGAAAUUGCAAAGAAACACAAAUAUAUCUUAAUUACCAAUGGUGAGAGUUAUGUUGGCCGUACGAUGGCUAUUCAUAUUGCAGAUGAGUUAGAACAUCGUGAAGGUAAACUCAAAAAGAGUCAUUGGCGUGUUAGAGUACUGUGUGAAAACAAGCAUAAAAUGGAUUAUCUUGAGAAACGAGGAAUCGAUGUUAAGGAAGUUGACUAUGAAAGUGAACAUAUGCUUCGUGAACAAAUGAAAGAUCAUAUUAAAAUUAUGAUCUUUAACCCUUUUUGUACCAAAGACGGACGAAUGGCUAUGUAUGGCAAAAAUUUGAUUGAUGCUGCUAUGCAUGAGAAAGUAAAGCGUGCUAUCAUGAUAUCAAGCUUCGGUUGUGAGAUGGCUGAAGACAAUGAAUCUCCCAUGGGCCAGUUUAAACAAGCUGAAAACCACUUUCGCAAAUGUUUCGAAUAUGGUUAUUGGCUUAUUUUCCGUAUUCCUUUCAUUCAGCAAUACAUGUAUUUCUGGAAGAGCAUGAUUGAAAACAAGUCCAGACUAGGUAUGCCUAUGUCUAAACACAGUCUUUUAACGAUGGUUAAUAUAAAGGAUGUACUUGAAUGUGUAUCUAUUGCUUGUCUUUCUAAAAAAUCUGCUGUUUGGUCAGCAUACGCUAACUCGGGAAAUGAAUCUGAUAAUUCUUCCUCUGAUGAUCUUAUUAAGUUGAAUAAACCUUCCUCUAAACAACUUCAAACUGGUGGGUCUCAUUCGACAGGCAUGAAAAAACUCUUUAUGCUUCAUAGUAUGCAACCAAUGAGCUUGAAAAUGAUUGCAGAAUCCUUAAUGAAAGCACUCAAACAUGAUGAUAGUGGUCUUGAUAUUGACACUAUUGAAAUGGAAUACCAUGAACUCGAAAGUUACUUGAAGUAUAUUGCUGAAAAUAUGGAUCAUUGUUCUACAAACCCAUCUUCCUUUGACUUGGCUUCAAAGCAUAAAUCGAAUCAUGAAGACCAUCUUGCAUGGCAUCCAAUGCCAAAGGAAGAUCUUAAGCAUUUCCAGAUCAAACUUAUAAUAGAUCACUUCAAAAUGGCUCAUUGCUCAGAUGUGGUUGCUCCUCUUAAUAACGAUGUACGAGAUAUUCUUGGUCGUGAUCCUAUUGAACUUCGUGACUUUUUUAUGCUUAAUCGUCGACAAUUCCGUCCUACUGCUAAGAAGCAAUAA
This is a messenger RNA of Cokeromyces recurvatus, 1203 nucleotides long. RefSeq lists its product as uncharacterized. The record is from RefSeq and is a predicted model, not a curated record. The transcript has 3 exons. The coding region runs from base 1 to 1203 and encodes 400 amino acids. Lineage: Eukaryota; Fungi; Mucoromycota; Mucoromycetes; Mucorales; Mucoraceae.